Messenger RNA from Molossus molossus (Pallas's mastiff bat), 10185 nucleotides. RefSeq names its product bromodomain PHD finger transcription factor (gene BPTF). The record is from RefSeq and is a predicted model, not a curated record. Lineage: Eukaryota; Metazoa; Chordata; Mammalia; Chiroptera; Molossidae. Gene Ontology annotation, molecular function: RNA polymerase II cis-regulatory region sequence-specific DNA binding. Gene Ontology annotation, cellular component: NURF complex. Gene Ontology annotation, biological process: regulation of transcription by RNA polymerase II. The transcript is spliced from 32 exons. Bases 202 to 9303 code for a protein of 3033 amino acids.
AAACAAGAUGGCGGCUGAAGGCGAUCCGGAGUGGGGCCCCAGCAAUUCGGAUUGAGCCUUCUCCCUCCACCCGCUUCCGCCGGCCGGGCCCCUCCCGCCCGGCCCCGCGGGCCUCCCCACUCGGCCCCGGCGCCCCCCACCGCCACCUCUCCGCCCGCCCCUCCCCCUCCGCUUUCCUUCUCCCCCCGCCUCAGCUCCGACAUGAGGGGCCGGCGGGGCAGGCCGCCCAAGCAGCCCGCGGCUCCCGCUGCGGAGCGCUGCGCCCCGGCCCCGCCGCCGCCGCCGCCUCCCACGUCCGGACCCAUCGGGGGGCUCCGCUCGCGGCACCGCGGCAGCAGCCGGGGCAGGUGGGCCGCCGCCCAGGCUGAGGUGGCGCCCAAGACGCGGCUGAGCUCGCCCAGGGGGGGCAGCAGUAGCCGGAGGAAGCCGCCGCCGCCGCCGCCGCCGCCGGCCCCCCCCAGCACCAGCGCCCCGGGCCGGGGGGGGCGAGGAGGCGGGGGCGGCAGGACGGGGGGCGGGGGCGGCGGCGGCCACCUGGCCCGGACCACCCCGGCCCGGAGGGCCGUCAACAAAGUGGUGUACGAUGACCACGAGAGCGAGGAGGAGGAGGAGGAGGACAUGGUCUCCGAGGAGGAGGAGGAUGGCGACGCCGAGGAGACCCAGGAUUCUGAGGACGACGAGGAAGAUGAGAUGGAGGAGGACGACGAUGACUCCGAUUAUCCGGAGGAGAUGGACGACGACGACGACGACGCCAGCUACUGCACGGAAAGCAGCUUCAGGAGCCACAGCACCUACAGCAGCACCCCAGGUAGGCGAAAACCAAGAGUACAUCGGCCUCGUUCUCCAAUAUUGGAAGAGAAAGACAUCCCACCCCUUGAAUUUCCCAAGUCCUCUGAGGAUUUAAUGGUGCCUAAUGAGCAUAUAAUGAAUGUUAUUGCCAUUUAUGAGGUACUGCGGAACUUUGGCACUGUUUUAAGGUUAUCUCCUUUUCGCUUUGAGGACUUUUGUGCAGCUUUGGUGAGUCAAGAGCAAUGUACACUUAUGGCGGAGAUGCACGUUGUGCUUUUGAAAGCAGUUUUGCGUGAAGAAGACACUUCUAAUACUACCUUUGGACCUGCUGAUCUGAAAGAUAGCGUUAAUUCCACACUGUAUUUCAUAGAUGGAAUGACGUGGCCGGAGGUGCUGCGGGUGUACUGUGAGAGCGAUAAGGAGUACCAUCAUGUGCUUCCUUACCAAGAAGCAGAGGACUACCCUUAUGGACCAGUAGAGAACAAAAUCAAAGUUCUGCAGUUCUUAGUUGAUCAGUUUCUUACCACAAAUAUUGCUCGUGAAGAAUUGAUGUCUGAAGGGGUAAUCCAGUAUGAUGACCAUUGUAGGGUUUGUCACAAACUUGGGGAUUUGCUUUGCUGUGAGACAUGUUCAGCAGUAUACCAUUUGGAAUGUGUGAAACCUCCUCUUGAGGAGGUACCAGAGGAUGAAUGGCAGUGUGAAGUCUGUGUAGCACAUAAGGUGCCUGGUGUGACAGAUUGUGUUGCUGAAAUCCAAAAAAACAAACCAUAUAUUCGACAUGAACCUAUUGGAUAUGACAGAAGUCGGAGGAAAUACUGGUUCUUAAACCGAAGACUUAUAAUAGAAGAAGAUACAGAAAAUGAAAAUGAAAAGAAAAUUUGGUACUACAGUACAAAAGUCCAGCUUGCAGAAUUAAUUGACUGUCUAGACAAAGAUUACUGGGAAGCAGAACUCUGCAAAAUUCUGGAAGAAAUGCGUGAAGAAAUCCACCGUCAUAUGGACAUAACUGAAGACUUGACCAACAAGGCUAGGGGUAGUAAUAAAUCCUUUCUGGCGGCAGCUAAUGAAGAAAUUUUGGAAUCCAUAAGAGCAAAAAAGGGUGAGAUUGAUAUUGUUAAAAGCCCAGAAGAAAUAGAAAAGGACAACAAUGAGACUGAGAAUAACUCUAAAGAUGCCGAGAAAAGCAGAGAUGAGUUUGAAGACCGAUCGCUUGAAAAAGACAAUGAUGACAAAACACCAGAAGAUGAUGCUGAACAAGGAAAAUCUGAGGAGCCAACAGAAGUUGGGGAUAAAGGUAACUCUGAGUCAGCAAAUCUUGGCGACAACACAGCAAAUGCUUCAGAAGAGACUAGUCCCUCUGAAGGGAGGAGUCCUGUGGGGUGUCUCUCAGAAACCCAUGAUAGCAGCAACAUGGCAGAGAAGAAGGUGGCAUCUGAGCUCCCUCAGGAUGUGCCAGAAGAACCUAACAAGACAUGUGACAACAGUAACACUAGUGCUACCACUACCUCCAUUCAGCCUAAUCUGGAAAACAGUAACAGCAGCAGUGAACUAAAUUCUUCCCAGAGUGAAUCUGCUAAGGCAGCUGAUGAUCCUGAAAAUGGAGAAAGAGAGUCUCCUACACCUGUCUCUAUUCAAGAAGAGAUAGGUGAUUUCAAAUCAGAAAAGUCUAAUGGGGAAAUAAGUGAGUCUCCUGGAGGUGGACGAGGAACAUCUGGUUCAACUCGAAUCAUCACCAGAUUACGGAAUCCAGACAGCAAACUUAGUCAGCUGAAGAGCCAACAGGUGGCAGCCGCAGCCCAUGAAGCAAAUAAGUUAUUUAAGGAGGGCAAAGAGGUACUGGUAGUUAACUCUCAAGGAGAAAUUUCACGGUUGAGCACCAAAAAGGAAGUGGUCAUGAAAGGAAAUAUCAACAAUUAUUUUAAGUUGGGUCAAGAAGGGAAGUAUCGUGUCUACCACAAUCAGUACUCCACCAAUUCAUUUGCUUUGAAUAAGCACCAGCACAGAGAAGACCAUGAUAAGAGAAGGCAUCUUGCACAUAAAUUCUGUCUGACUCCAGCAGGAGAGUUCAAAUGGAAUGGUUCUGUCCAUGGGUCCAAAGUUCUUACAAUUUCUACUCUGAGACUGACUAUCACCCAACUGGAAAACAAUAUCCCUUCAUCUUUUCUUCAUCCCAAUUGGGCUUCACACAGGGCAAAUUGGAUCAAGGCAGUUCAGAUGUGUAGCAAACCCAGAGAAUUUGCACUGGCUUUAGCUAUUUUGGAGUGUGCAGUUAAACCAGUUGUGAUGCUACCAAUAUGGCGGGAAUCUUUAGGUCAUACCAGGUUACACAGGAUGACAUCAAUUGAAAGAGAAGAAAAAGAGAAAGUCAAAAAAAAGGAGAAGAAACAAGAAGAGGAAGAAACAAUGCAACAAGCUACGUGGGUAAAAUAUACAUUUCCAGUUAAACAUCAGGUUUGGAAACAAAAAGGAGAGGAAUACAGAGUAACAGGAUAUGGUGGUUGGAGUUGGAUUAGUAAAACUCAUGUUUAUAGGUUUGUUCCUAAAUUGCCCGGCAAUACUAAUGUGAAUUACAGAAAGUCGUUAGAAGGAACCAAAACUAGUAUGGAUGAAAAUAUGGAUGAAUCAGAUAGAAGGAAAAGCCCAAGAAGUCCAAAAAAAAUUAAAGCAGACCCUGAUUCUGAGAAAGAUGAGGUAAAAGAUUCAGAUGCAGCAAAAGGAGCAGACCAAAUUGAAAUGGAUAUUUCAAAGAUUACUGAGAAGAAGGACCAAGAUAUAAAAGAAGUUUUAGAUUCUGACCCUGAUAAAUCCUUUAAGGAAGAACCAAUGGAAAUAGAUGAUGAUGUGAAAACAGAGUCACAUAUAAAUUGUCAGGAAAGGUCUCAAGUAGAUGUUGUCAAUGUCAGUGAGGGUUUUCACCUACGGACUAGUUAUAAAAAGAAAAUUAAGUCAUCUAAACUAGAUGGACUUCUUGAAAGAAGAAUUAAACAGUUUACACUGGAGGAAAAACAACGGCUCGAAAAAAUGAAGUUGGAGGGUGGAAUUAAGGCUACAGGAAAGACUUCUACAAGUUCUUUGAAAAGUCUGUCUGAGUCACCAGUAACAACUAAAGCAAAAGACGGGUGUCAAAGUGACUUGCUUAAACAAGAACAAAGUCCUAAUGCAAGUAACGAUAAAUCUGAAGACUUUAUUCAGGGAUGUUCACAAAGUGAUUCCUCUGUUCUGGGAAUCAUUGAUUCUGAUCAUACCACAAGUAAACUUUAUCCAAAAGAUCAAAUGGUAGAUGAUGACUCUAUUCAGAGCCCAGAAACAAAUUGUCAGAAACAAAAUUCUUUUGGAAAUGACAUAGAUGAGAGUCUGUCAGAACCAACCAGUAAAGCCUUGCAACCUGGUAAGAUUAAAACAAAAGGAAGUGAUUUUCUCAUUGAUGACUCUAAACUAGCCAGUGCCAAUGCAAUUGGUACUUUGAUCUCUAAGAACAAAAAACAGCUCGCACAGGAGGAUAAUGACAACAUUGUUUCUCCUUCCCAGAGCCCUUUAUUUCCAUCAGUAUCUAAAAGUACUGAUGAUAGAGAUAUCUCAUCUCUGUCAAAAGCAAUGGACUUGGAAGGAAAACUGAGAUGUGACUUUGAAUAUAAUAGCACUUUGGAAAAUAGUUCUGAUACUAUGUCUAUUCAAGACAGCAGUGAAGAAGAUAUGAUUGUUCAGAAUAGCAAUGACAGUAUUUCUGAGCAGUUCAUAACUCAAGAACAAGGUAUUGAAAUCUUGGAACCACUGAAAUGUGAGUUUGCUUCAGAUAAGUCCUCUGGAAAAUGUGAUGACAGACUUCAGAGUAAGAUAACUGAAGCAAAUGGUAAAAAACCAAGUCAAGAACAGAAAUUAGAGGAGAGACCAGUUAAUAAAUGUAUUGAUCAAAUAAAUGUAAAAAGUAGCACUGACAAAAAGAAUACUGAAAAUGGAGAGUCUGAAAAGAAAGGACAGAAAGGAAGUACCUUUCAAAUAAAUGGAAAAGAUAAUAAACCUAAAGUAUAUUUGAAAGGUGAAUGCUUGAAAGACAUCUCUGAGGAUAAAGUAGUAAGUGAUGUUGAAUCAAAGGUUAAUAAUAUAAAUAAAAUAAUUCCUGAAAAUGAUAUUAAGUCUUUGACUGUUAAAGAGUCUGCUGUAAAGUCAUUCAUGAAUGGUGAUGUCAUCAUGGAUGAUUUUAAUGAAAAAAACAACCUGGAAACAAAAUCAUGCUCACUGAGAUCUUUAGAUGCUGAAGGUGACUACCAAGAUGGCCUAGAGACCCUGCCAUUAACCAAAGAGUCUGACAGAGCACAAAUGACCACACCUCCACCAUGUUGUCCAGAAAGCAGUUCAGUGGGUCAGGUAGAAGAUAUGGAAAUUGAAACCUCAGAAAUUAAGAAAGUUUCUCCAUCACCUUUUACUUCUGGAGAGGAAUCUAACCUCAGUAAUGAUUUUAUUGAUGAAAAUUGUCUGCCUACCAACAAAGAUGAAAAUGUCAAUGGAGACUGUAAAAGAAAAACAGUCAUCACAGAAGUCACCACCAUGACAUCCACAGUAGCCACGGAGUCAAAAACCGUAAUCAGAGUAGCACAAGGUGAUAAGCAGACUGUGGUGUCUUCCACAGAAAAUUGUGCCAAAUCCACUGUCACGACUACUACAACAGUGACAAAGCUCUCCACACCCUCCACAGGCAGCAAUGUGGACGUCAUCUCUGUGAAGGAGCAGAGCAAAACUGUGGUCACCACAACAGUGACUGACUCACUGACCACUGCAGGAGGCACUCUGGUAACAUCUAUGACUGUGAGCAAAGAAUAUUCCACAAGGGACAAAGUGAAACUCAUGAAAUUUUCAAGACCCAAGAAGACUCGAUCAGGUACAGCUCUACCAUCCUAUAGAAAGUUUAUCACCAAGAGCAGCAAGAAGAGCAUAUUUGUCUUGCCUAAUGAUGACUUAAAAAAGUUGGCCAGAAAAGGAGGAAUCCGAGAAGUUCCUUAUUUUAAUUAUAAUGCUAAACCUGCGUUGGAUAUAUGGCCAUAUCCUUCUCCUAGACCAACCUUUGGUAUCACUUGGAGGUAUAGACUUCAGACCGUAAAGUCCUUAGCAGGAGUGAGCCUUAUGUUACGGUUACUGUGGGCAAGUCUGAGAUGGGAUGACAUGGCAGCCAAGGCUCCUCCAGGAGGAGGGACUACUCGGACAGAAACAUCUGAAACUGAAAUCACAACAACUGAAAUAAUUAAGAGGCGAGAUGUUGGUCCUUAUGGCAUUCGGUCUGAAUAUUGUAUUAGGAAAAUCAUUUGCCCCAUUGGAGUUCCAGAAGCACCAAAAGAAACACCUACACCUCAGAGGAAAGGCCUUCGAUCAAGUGCAUUACGGCCAAAGAGAUCAGAAACACCCAAGCAAACUGGCCCUGUUAUCAUUGAAACCUGGGUAGCAGAGGAAGAGUUGGAAUUAUGGGAGAUCAGGGCGUUUGCUGAGAGAGUGGAGAAAGAAAAGGCACAAGCAGUUGAGCAACAGGCUAAGGUUAGUGAACAGAAGAAGGCAGAGGACUUCAAGGCCCAAAUGGAGGCACACCUCAAACAGCAGCGGUUGGCUGCCCAGCAGAAACGGUUGGAACAGCAAAAGCCUACAGUAAUUUCAGCUUCCACGACUUCCCCAACAAACAGUACGACUAGUACCAUUUCUCCAGCACAGAAAGUUAUGGUGGCCCCCAUAAGUGGCUCAGUUGCAACUGGAACUAAAAUGGUACUAACUACUAAAGUUGGAUCUCCAGCUACAGUAACAUUCCAGCAGAACAAGAACUUCCAUCAGACCUUUGCCACUUGGGUUAAGCAAGGCCAGUCAAAUUCAGCUACCAGCACAGCUGCCACAUCUGCUACAACCAUUGCCAGCACAGGUCAGACGUUCCAAAUUACAGGCAAUCCAGUCACUAUGGCAGGAAAAGUAAUUACCAAACUGCCACUUCCUGCAAACAGCAAGAUUGUCGCUGUAAAUGUGCCAGCAACACAAGGAGGCGUUGUUCAAGUACAGCAAAAAGUCCUGGGUAUCAUUCCAUCAAGUACAGGUACAAGUCAGCAAACCUUUACUUCAUUCCAGCCCAGGACAGCAACAGUCACAAUUAGGCCCAACACCUCAGGCUCUGGAGGAACCACAAGCACUUCACAAGUAAUCACAGGGCCUCAGAUCCGCCCUGGUAUGACAGUGAUUAGAACACCACUCCAACAGUCAACACUAGGAAAGGCAAUUAUUCGAACACCUGUGAUGGUACAGCCAGGUACACCUCAACAAGUGGUGACUCAGAUCAUCAGGGGGCAGCCUGUUUCCACUGCUAUCUCUGCCCCUAAUGCAGUUUCCUCAACACCUGGGCAGAAAGGAUUAACUUCAGGAACAUCCACUGCAAGUCUGCAGUCUUCAGCCUCACAAUCCCCUCGCCCCCAACAAGGACAGGUGAAGCUUACCAUGGCUCAACUCACUCAGUUAACACAGGGCCAUGGUGGCAAUCAAGGUUUGACAGUAGUAAUUCAAGGACAAGGUCAAACUACUGGGCAGUUGCAGUUAAUACCUCAAGGGGUGACUGUACUUCCAGGUCCAGGACAGCAGCUGAUGCAAGCUGCAAUGCCAAAUGGUACUGUUCAGCGAUUCCUCUUUACCCCAUUGGCAACAACAGCCACAGCAGCCAGCACCACCACUACCACCACUGUUUCCACCACAGCAGCAGGUACAGGUGAACAAAGACAGAGUAAAUUAUCACCCUCGACACAGGUGCAACAAGCCAAAACCCUGCCACCAGCUCAGUCAUCAAGUGUGAGUCCUCCAGAAUCCCAGCCACAGCCUGCUCAGCCUUCAGCUCAGCCCCAGCCCCAAUCUAAGCCCCAAUCCCCAGCUCAGCCUGAAGUUCAAACUCAGCCUGAAGUUCAGACCCAAACAACUGUUGCAUCCCAUGUCCCUUCUGAAGCACAACCCACCCAAGCACAGUCAUCCAAACCCCAAGUUGCAGUACAGUGUCAGCCUCAAAGUAAUGUCCAAGGACAGUCUCCUGCUCGCGUCCAAAGUCCACCACAGACUCGAAUACGUCCAUCAACUCCAUCCCAGGUGUCUCCUGGACAGCAAUCCCAGAUUCAGACUACAACCUCACAACCGAUUCCAAUUCAGCCACAUACAUCUCUUCAGAUACCUUCCCAGGGCCAGCCACAAUCACAACCCCAGGUGGUGAUGAAGCAUAAUGCUGUGAUAGAACAUUUAAAACAGAAGAAGACCAUGACUCCAGCUGAAAGAGAAGAGAAUCAAAGAAUGAUUGUCUGUAACCAGGUGAUGAAGUAUAUUUUGGAUAAGAUAGACAAAGAAGAAAAACAAGCAGCGAAAAAACGGAAGCGCGAGGAGAGUGUGGAACAGAAACGUAGCAAGCAGAAUGCUACCAAGCUCUCUGCACUGCUCUUCAAACACAAAGAGCAACUCAAAGCUGAAAUACUGAAAAAGAGAGCUCUCCUGGACAAAGAUCUACAAAUUGAAGUGCAGGAAGAGCUCAAGAGAGACCUGAAAAUUAAGAAAGAAAAAGAAAUGGUGCAGGCCACAGCAGCAGCUGCCACUCCCCCUGCAGCACCUCCUGCACCUCCAGCCCCUCCUCCUUCGCCUCCACCUCCACCUCCCCCACAGCACUCAGGCCCCCAGGCCACAGCCACGGCCACUCUGCCUGCAUCUUCCCAGAAGAGGAAGCGAGAAGAGGAAAGAGACUCAAGUUCCAAGUCCAAGAAGAAGAAAAUGAUUUCUACUACCUCAAAGGAAACUAAGAAGGACACAAAGCUUUACUGUAUCUGUAAAACGCCUUACGAUGAAUCUAAGUUCUAUAUUGGCUGUGAUCUUUGUACUAACUGGUAUCAUGGAGAAUGUGUUGGCAUCACAGAAAAGGAGGCUAAGAAAAUGGAUGUGUACAUCUGUAAUGAUUGUAAACGGGCACAAGAGGGCAGCAGUGAGGAAUUGUACUGUAUCUGCAGAACACCUUAUGAUGAGUCACAAUUUUAUAUUGGCUGUGAUCGGUGUCAGAAUUGGUACCAUGGGCGCUGCGUUGGCAUCUUGCAGAGUGAGGCAGAGCUCAUUGAUGAGUAUGUCUGUCCACAGUGCCAGUCAACAGAGGAUGCCAUGACAGUGCUCACACCACUAACAGAGAAAGAUUAUGAGGGUUUGAAGAGGGUGCUGCGUUCUUUACAGGCCCAUAAGAUGGCCUGGCCCUUCCUGGAACCAGUGGACCCUAAUGAUGCACCCGAUUAUUAUGGUGUUAUUAAGGAACCUAUGGACCUUGCCACCAUGGAAGAAAGAAUACAAAGACGAUAUUAUGAAAAGCUGACGGAAUUUGUGGCAGAUAUGACCAAAAUUUUUGAUAACUGUCGUUACUACAAUCCAAGUGACUCCCCUUUUUACCAGUGUGCAGAAGUUCUUGAAUCGUUCUUUGUACAGAAAUUGAAAGGAUUCAAGGCUAGCAGGUCUCAUAACAACAAACUGCAGUCAUCAGCUUCUUAAAGUUCAGCGUGUUAACCUAAACAUAAAACACAGGAAGAAUCUGGUUGUCUGAACUAUUUUAAAUUAAGGAGCCAGAUGUUUUUAGUCAGGUUAUCCUGACAAGACUUGACCUAAACUUUGUUUUUAUUGGUCAUAACAGUCCAAUUUUAUUCUUGACCAAUUUUGUCCAACGGACAAGGGAAAAGCGAAGUCAACCGACACCAUUAUCUUGUCAAGAUCAAAUGGUUUUACUAUUGUGGCAGAAGCGGGAAAACUUUGUUUAUUGAAAAAAAAAAAAAAAAAGAAAAAAGAAAGCAAGAAAAAAAGAUAAUAUGGAGUCAAGUGUAACUCCAUGGAAAUGCCACGUCUGCUCUUCAGUGAAGAAGCUGGUUUAGAGUCUCUCAGAAAACUUUUGACUGUAUUUAUUUAUUGUUGCAAAAAAGACGCUUUUUUAUUGCUGCCCUCAUUUGUCAGCUAAUUAUUUUUUCUUAUAAAAUCCAGCCCUGGUUACAUGUAAUCCAUUCUGUAUCUUAUCAUGAUUCCUAUAGGUAAAAGUACAAGACGACCUCUAGAUGUCUUUUCUUUCUAUGAAAGGAGCUGCUAUGUACACAUGUGCACACACACACAAAACUGGGAAUCAACAAUGAGUUUAUUGUUCAUGGUAGAUAAAAAUUAAGCUUGCAUAAAGGUUGGGCUAAAUGGUCCUGGACUACAGACUCUGUUGCCUUGAAUAUAACAGUAAAAUUUGUCAUUUACUCUGCACCAGGCUAAAAUGAGUAAAAAUCUAUUUGAAGGUAUCUUGUUUGUAAACAUUUGUCAGAUUCUAAUUUUUUUCUUUUUGUAUUAAAAUUCAACUAUGGAUGUAUAUGAAACAAAAUAAAUGGAGAUCAUUUUUCUCCCACA